UUUGCUAAUUUCACUCAGUAAAACUGCAGUGUUUCUGUUUCUAGAUAGUACUUUGCUUCUUUGUCUCUUUAAAAGGUCACAGUGAAAGCUUGGCCUGGAUCGUGCCGGCCAUAUGGAAUGGAUAAGGGCACAAUCUUAAAAUGUGAUUAUAGGGUUCUUGUGGGGGCGAGGGAGGCGAUCUAGCUAGGAACUCAUUGAAAAGGAUCCCACAUUGCAAAAAAUAGGUUCCUGAAGCCGGAAUUUCGUGCUUUUCUUUCUUUCUUUUUAAAGGAAAUAAUUGCAGUGCCUGAGUUCACUGUUUUAUUCAGUAAUUAUCAUAUAUGGUCUUAGUUUAUGGGCAGGGAAAUGGGAUUUUUAGAAAGUAGCUUGUAUUCUGUAUGCCAACCAGACGUUACACUAAAAUGGGUUUUAACAUGUGUAACUCAAAAGAAACUCUUCAGCUGGCGUGUGUUGAGAACCAUAGUUAGUUCCCGCUGCUGUCAGUCCAGGCAGGCCUGUUGAAGGUUGCUCUUUUCAAUCCCAAACUGAGGUUUGGUGAACUUUAGCCUUGGGCAUGGAGUUUAAAUGAGGAAAUUGGGUGUUUUAUGUGCAUGUAAUUUUGCUUUAUAAUGUAAAGCUUUUUACGGGAUGACUUAGUGUUUAAUAGAUGCUUAUAAGUGGGUAUUCAAAGGACAAUUUUGCAUGACCUAUAUGAUAUUUUGAUUGUCAAUACAUUAACUAAAUUAUAUCUACCACUUUAAUUUGCUGUACAGUUUAUAGUGCUGUUAAGCCUCAUGAUUACUUAAUAUGUUUUAUAGCAUUAACUUAGAUGCUGUGGUUUACUUUUUUUCCUCCUUUUUUUUUUCUCUUAAAUUGCUCCAAGGGUUAAAGAUUUUCUUUUUAAAUCGUAUGUUUUAAAAUUCAUCUUCUGCUCUAGGAUAAAGCAACCAAUUUCAGAAAAAGCAGCUCUGUAUUAUAAUCCACAUGAAACAUUAUAAAGAGUGUUUUGAAUGAGUUAAUAAUCAUUGCUCUCUAAUUUUGGCUUUACACUGUAGUUUAAUAUAAUGGAAAAGAGUAAUCUUGAUAAAAAGUGGUUAAAAAAGGCACAUUUAUUGUUAAUGAACCUCAUAACCAAAAACAGAUGGGACCUCGAUCAGCGGUAAACCUUUAGUUCUCAGUGUGCCACUCUGGAGUACAAAGAUAAAUAGCCAUUAUUAUUUCUCAAACUUUAUAGUUCUUCAGUUGGCAUUCUUAAGGUUGCUUUUAAACCUCUAGAUUUAACAUUGCUACCCCUCUUUUCUUGAUUAUAUGGAAAGUAGUAGUCUAUGGUUAAACAGAAGAAAAAAGUGUUUACAGAAAAGCUGUGCUAUCACAAACUGGCUUUUAAUAAAUCCCAAUCCAUAUUUGGUAUAAUAAUUUUUUUAAAAAUAUAAGGUAUGUCAAAUUACUAGACAACUGGAAGAAAUGGUAAUUAUCAUAAUUUCUCCAAUUUUUAAAAAUAUAAUCCCCUUAGUUUGGUAAGCUCAAUAUCUCAAGGACCAUGAAAGUUCAUAAAAUAAUCUUACUUGUUCUUAUCAGUUCUAGUUAAAACUGUAUUUUAGAAAUGACUUUGAUAUUAUACUAAUUACUUUAUUACAAACAGUAUGACAACUAAUGUCUAGUAUAUAAUAUAACUGAAAAUAAUUUUUUCUGAAGUUAAUUACCAUGUUAACUUCAUUGCAUACUGAUAUUAUUUUUGAAUACUGGAGAUUGUGUUUUACUAGUAUCAUGAAGAUUUCUUUUUAAAAGUGAGCCUGGCACUUCAAACCUAAUGUGCAUAUCACAAAGUAUGUAUAAGCUUUUUGCUAUUUAAAUUGUUAACAGCAUUCUAUUACAAAUGGACACUUAAAUAUUAACUAUAAAACACCUGAGUUGCAAUGCCUCAGCACCUGAGUUAUUUGAAGAAACCCUCCACUUCUUCCUGUUUAUUUAGGGAUGAAAUGAUCUAAUCACAUGUUUGACCCAAGACUUGACUAGGUCUUUAACAGAUCACAUAACUCUUGAAACUUUAAUAGUAGAAAACUUUUUCUGUGCAUUAACUUAAGAAACCCAAUGGGGAAUUUAAAAAGCAGGUAGAUGUUUGCCACCUUCAUUUGAGAUGUUUUAUGUAUUUUUUUCUCAUAAGAAUUAAAAUAUAUGUAAAAAUGUAAACACAUCCAUUACAUUUAACUAAUAUUUUGGGCUAUGAUAAUCUUUUCAUCCUUUAUUCAAGUGUCACUAUUGUAUUCUAUAAUGAGUUUCUAAUUUUUAAAAACGGGAAUACAUAAAUAUAAUUUGUUAUUUUCUUUUUAGCUAUACUUGUAAUAAUUCUUGUUCUAAAAGUAACCCCAUUUCUCCCCACUUCAUUUUGUUUGUAGAUGAAAAAUUACCUUUUUAUUCAUGUGUAUUGGUACAGUUUCCAUAAAUUCUGUUAAUUUGAAUAAAAAUGUAGUGCUCCUGUCUAGAAAUAUAGUAACAUCUGUAUUAUAUCUAGGUGUGCAGUUUUAUAAAUACAUUACAUUUGUGGAAAGAUAUGUGGAGGUAAAACAUUUACAAGGGACACAUAUAUAGAUUCCCCACCCAAUUAUAACAUGUUGUCUUCUUUUUAAAUUCUGGCAGGUGAUCUUUAGACAGUGACUGAGUAUGGAUCAUUUGAACGAGGCAACUCAGGGGAAAGAACAUUCAGAAAUGUCUAACAAUGUGAGCGAUCCGAAGGGUCCACCAGCCAAGAUUGCCCGCCUGGAGCAGAACGGGAGCCCACUAGGAAGAGGAAGGCUUGGGAGUACAGGUGCAAAAAUGCAGGGAGUGCCUUUAAAACACUCGGGCCAUCUGAUGAAAACCAACCUUAGGAAAGGAACCAUGCUACCAGUUUUCUGCGUGGUAGAACAUUAUGAAAACGCCAUUGAAUAUGAUUGCAAGGAGGAACAUGCGGAAUUUGUGUUGGUGAGAAAGGAUAUGCUUUUCAACCAGCUGAUAGAAAUGGCAUUGCUGUCUCUAGGUUAUUCGCAUAGCUCUGCUGCCCAGGCCAAAGGGCUAAUCCAGGUUGGAAAGUGGAAUCCAGUUCCACUGUCUUAUGUGACAGAUGCCCCUGAUGCUACAGUAGCAGAUAUGCUCCAAGACGUGUAUCAUGUGGUCACAUUGAAAAUUCAGUUACACAGUUGCCCCAAACUAGAAGACUUGCCUCCCGAACAAUGGUCUCACACCACAGUGAGGAAUGCUCUGAAGGACUUACUGAAAGAUAUGAAUCAGAGUUCGUUGGCCAAGGAGUGCCCCCUUUCACAGAGUAUGAUCUCUUCCAUUGUGAACAGCACUUACUAUGCAAAUGUCUCAGCAGCAAAAUGUCAAGAAUUUGGAAGGUGGUACAAACAUUUCAAGAAGACAAAAGAUAUGAUGGUUGAAAUGGAUAGUCUGUCUGAGCUAUCCCAGCAAGGUGCCAACCACGUCAAUUUUGGCCAGCAGCCCGUCCCAGGGAACACAGCUGAGCAGCCUCCGUCCCCCGCGCAGCUCUCCCACGGCAGCCAGCCCUCUGUCCGGACCCCUCUUCCGAACCUGCACCCUGGGCUUGUGUCAACGCCUAUCAGUCCUCAAUUGGUCAACCAGCAGCUGGUGAUGGCUCAGCUGCUGAACCAGCAGUAUGCAGUGAAUAGACUUUUAGCCCAGCAGUCCUUAAACCAACAAUACUUGAACCACCCUCCCCCUGUCAGUAGAUCUAUGAAUAAACCUUUGGAGCAACAGGUUUCAACCAACACAGAGGUGUCUUCCGAAAUCUACCAGUGGGUACGUGAUGAACUGAAACGAGCAGGAAUCUCCCAGGCAGUAUUUGCACGCGUGGCUUUUAACAGAACUCAGGGCUUGCUUUCAGAAAUCCUCCGAAAGGAAGAGGACCCCAAGACUGCAUCCCAGUCUUUGCUGGUAAACCUUCGGGCUAUGCAGAAUUUCUUGCAGUUACCAGAAGCUGAAAGAGACCGAAUAUACCAGGACGAAAGGGAAAGGAGCUUGAACGCUGCCUCAGCCAUGGGACCUGCCCCACUGAUAAGCACACCACCCAGCCGCCCUCCCCAGGUGAAAACAGCUACUAUUGCCACUGAGAGGAAUGGGAAACCAGAGAACAAUACCAUGAACAUUAAUGCUUCCAUUUAUGAUGAGAUUCAGCAGGAAAUGAAGCGCGCUAAAGUGUCCCAAGCACUGUUUGCAAAGGUUGCGGCAACCAAAAGCCAGGGGUGGCUGUGCGAGCUGUUACGCUGGAAAGAAGAUCCUUCUCCAGAAAACAGGACCCUGUGGGAGAACCUCUCCAUGAUCCGAAGGUUCCUCAGUCUUCCUCAGCCAGAACGUGAUGCCAUUUACGAACAGGAGAGCAACGCGGUGCAUCACCAUGGCGACAGGCCGCCCCACAUUAUCCAUGUUCCAGCAGAGCAGAUUCAGAGCCCCUCUCCCACCACCCUUGGGAAAGGAGAGUCUAGAGGCGUUUUCUUACCAGGCCUGCCGACCCCCGCACCAUGGCUCGGUGCUGCUCCUCAGCAGCAGCAGCAGCAGCAGCAACAGCAGCAGCAGCAGCAGCAGCAGCAGGCACCGCCACCUCCACAGCCGCAGCCGCAGCCACAGGCCGGCCCCCGGCUCCCCCCGCGGCAACCCACCGUGGCCUCGUCCGCAGAGUCAGAUGAGGAGAACCGGCAGAAGACCCGGCCGCGAACAAAAAUUUCCGUGGAAGCCCUGGGAAUCCUUCAGAGUUUCAUACAAGACGUCGGCCUGUACCCGGACGAAGAGGCCAUCCAGACUCUGUCCGCCCAACUGGACCUCCCCAAGUACACCAUCAUCAAGUUCUUUCAGAACCAGCGGUAUUAUCUCAAGCACCACGGCAAACUGAAGGACAACUCUGGUUUGGAGGUGGAUGUGGCGGAGUACAAAGAAGAGGAGUUGCUUAAGGAUUUAGAAGAGAGUGUCCAAGAUAAAAAUGCUAACACCCUUUUUUCGGUGAAACUAGAAGAGGAGCUGUCAGUGGAGGGAAAUACAGACAUUAACGCUGAUUUGAAAGACUGAGACAAAAGUAUUAUUUUCUUGUUCAACAGUGCCACUGGUAUUUACUAACAAAAUGAAAAGUCCACCUUGUAUUCUCUCAGAAAACCUUUGUUGUUCAUUGUUUGGCCAAUGAAUCUUCAGAAACUUGCACAAACAGAAAAGUUGGGAAAGGAUAAUACAGACUGCACUAAAUGUUUUACUCUGUUUUACAAACUGCUUGGCAGCCCCAGGUGAAGCAUCGAGGAUUGUUUGGUAUUAAAAUUUGUGUUCACGGGACGCACCAAUGUGUGUACCCCGUAAGCAUGAAACCAGUGAUUUUUUUUUAAUUAUUAUUAUUCUGGAGCCUCAAACAAGCAUUAUAAUUUCUGUGAUUAUGAUUUCCUCUCCUUUAAUUAUUUCUGUAGCACUCCACACUGAUCUUUGGAAACUCGCCCCUUAUUUUAAAAAAAGAAAAAGAAAAAAAGAGUUUGUUACUCUAUUGUAUGUUACAAAAGAACUAUAGACUGUGGAAUGCAGUUUAAAGAUGACAUAUGCCAACAAAUGCCUUGUAUUAUAUGGCACUGCCGUAAUUCAAAUUUGUUUUUAUUUUGGAAAUAAAAGUUCACUGUAAUUUUUUUUUCAUUCUCAUUGUUACAUGAUUUUUUUAAGAAAAAAAAAAAGGAAAAGAAAAUGUGAAACACAAUUUAGUCUUCAUUAUUUAUUUGUAGAUCCUGCAGCAUCAUGUUGUAAUUAAUUUUUUGGAAGUUUCCGUUAAAUGUAAUAUUGCUUCUCUUGUUACCAUACUGAUUCUUUUCUAUUUAUAAAUGUAUUUUGAUGGGCAGUAAAACAAAGUGUCUUAAAAGUUUUAAAUAGAGAAAAUGUGCUUUACACAGUUGCCUAUAAAAAGUGCUCUAUGUUAUCCAAGCAAUUCAUACUAUAAGCUUCACUCUUAUUGUUGUAUGCAAUUUUUACUAUCAUGCAAAUAAGCUUAGGUAAAUAAAACUAAUAGAUCACCUUAGAAAAUUAUGCAAUUAAUGUGAAAAUAAUUGAUGUUUGCAAUGUGUCUUCCUUUGGUUUACAAUCAAUUUUAAAGCUACAUCUGUAUAAAAUUUCUGUAUAAAGGUGUAUUUCUUUUUUAUGAGUUUAUGGCUAUGAAAACACCAGCUAUUUUGUUACAGCUGGCUGUUUUUAUAAGUGUAUCACAAUUUUCUUUAUGCAGAAAUGUUCUGAUUAGGAGUGGUUAUUGACUGUAACUACACAAUUAAAAUUGUUUGUAUGGUAUGACAUAGUAGGGUUUGUCUGCUUAUGUGAAAUAACUUUAAAGAAGAGUCAAAGGAUGGCCCUCUCAUUUAGGUGCAUGUUAAUACUUAACCUGAUGAUGUUUUACCGAUUUUAAAAAGAGCAACUGAAAAGUCACUUAACGCUGUAAAUUUAAUUCACAAACACAUGCUCAUUUUUAAAUAGGUAUGAAAUUUCACAAUAAGAUAACCUGUUUUUGGUUAACAUUUUGCUUAAUAAACAGAGAUAGGAUGGUCAAAAGACUCUCCAACAAGGUAAAUCCAGUCUCUAGCAGUUAUGUGCUUAGAAUGUAUUCAUCUGCAUUUAUUUCACAAUACUUCAAUUUUGGCAACACUUUUCCUUAAGCUAAUGUACAAAUAUUUUUAAAAGCCAUUAAUGGCAACAGAAAAUAAGUAGGGAGAAAAAUGGACCUUCUGUAUAAAAACCCCCUAGUAAGCAUCGUUUUUUUUUUUUUUAACAAGUUAUAGAUGGAAUAAGUUAAUAACUCUGAGCUCAUUUGGUUGUGUAUGGCAUAACUCUUAAGAACUACAUGAAGAAACACCUGGAAUUUAAACACAGUUUUCAAAAUUCUUGCAACAUAAAACUUAAUAAAUGCCUGGAUAUAAAAUGAAGUGUGCUAAUGAUCACAGAAAGGAUUGAGGCCAAUGUUGCAGUUUUGGAUGAUUUUUUUUUUUUUUUUUUUGGUAUUUUAUUCACUUUAUCUUUUGCUUUCUCUUUGUAAGUUUUCCUAGAUGUUAAUAGGGGUGGGUUUUUGGGUUCCUUAAGAUGUGGUUCUGUAAUUGUUCUUUUUCUUUCUGCCUACCAUUUCCUCAGGCCCCAUGAGCUCAUUGGUAGGCAACAGGGCAGCUUUAGUAUUGAACUUUUGCUUAAGAAAUUGAAAUGGGAUCAUUGAAAACUCCCAAUAAAGCUUUAAAGUUGCAUUUACUUUUGAAGCAUAGCUGAGCUGCUCUGAAGGCAGCUGGUUUGUUGCAAACUUAAAAUUGUAUUGAAAACAAGUUCCCAAUUCUAUUAAACUAGAAAACAAUUUUUAAAUGUUCUUGCUUGCUAGAGUUCAAAAAAGUAAUCAUUUCAGCCAAAGGAAUUUGAAUUAAGAAAAUAGAAACCAGAUUUCAUGUAUUAAAAAAUAGAAAAUAAAAUAGCAACUAGUAUACCAUUAAGUUAAAAAGUUAUAUUCCUCUUCCUUCUUUUCCCCAAGACUCAGGGAAAAGACUAGGUACAGCAGAGUGUAGAAUUAAUCUUUUUUUUAACCAGCCUAACACUUAACAUAAGGUGUCAGAUAGGUAUGAAAUUUAGUAAUUUUUUUGGAAGGAGAAAUUGGGUUGUGAAAAAGAUUUUCUCAUUCCUAAUAACCUCCUAAAUUCUUUUGAAAUAAUGUUUUUGAUGAAAUGAUGAAUGUGUUCAUUGGAACCAACGACAAUGUUAACAGAAUUCUCAUUUAGAUCUUUUAAGUUGUUAAAGUUAGCAUGGUUUUGCUAAUUUGAUAUUUUAACCCCUCUUGCCGUAACCCCAGCAUAUGUGAUGGAGUGAGCAAAAUUGUUUUCAGGAAAGAUAGCACAUUUUUGAAAGACUUGCCCAGGUGAUCUUCCAUAUUGCUCCCCCAAAGUCAUUUAUUGCUCAUGCCUGUCCUCCUCUUGUUGCCUGUGGCUAUGGUAAAAUUCCUGUAAAAAGCUCCAUUGUGUCCAAGUAUUUCAGAGACUUUUAAAAGCUGGGCAUGACAUAGCGCUUUGUGCUGUUAAGACCUUAGCAGAGUCAGGUAGUUUACGGGUAAUAGUCAACCUUGUGCAUCUGAAUCUGUCAUGGAUUCCUUCACUCAGCACUUUGCCACUAAUUUGCAUUACACUCUGUGGCCAUAUAAUACUUGCACAUCAUGCAAAAAAUAAUGUUGAUAGUAUCUCGUUGCCACACAAUAUGCAGAGUUGACACAUAACCUUUGAAAACCAAGGUAACUAAUAUAUGUGCCCUAGUUGUGUGGCACUUGAUAACAAAGUCUGUAUAUAUUAUGUAUAAAAUGUGUAUUGAUUAGCAUUUAGUACUAAGAAAUUUUGAGCUUAAAAAGAAGUGGGUUUUCUUUCCCAGAGUAGUGAUAUCUAUAUAUGUGUUUAUCUAAAGAUACAUAGCUUGACUAGAAAACAUUUUCAAAUGGUUCAAGAUUGACUAAAAUGAGAAUCCUAUACAUUCCACUAUUAAAUUCUGCCCUAUUCCCAAUUGUUAGCUUCUGGCUGAUUAAGAUCUUUGAUUGUCACAAUAUUCUCAAUAAAUGAGACAUUCUGAA
Messenger RNA from Microcebus murinus (gray mouse lemur), 8563 nucleotides. Lineage: Eukaryota; Metazoa; Chordata; Mammalia; Primates; Cheirogaleidae. The record is from RefSeq and is a predicted model, not a curated record.